CGGGGCCCGGCGGAGGGUCGGCGCGGGCUCCGCGUUCCCGGGAGGCGGGUGUGGACGGCCGCUGAGCGCGCCUGGAGGCGGUUGCUUUUGCGCGGAGCUCUCUCCCCCGCGGGGCCGCCAUCGGCAUGGCCCGAGGAAACCAGCGAGAACUCGCCCGCCAGAAAAACAUGAAGAAAUCCCAGGAAAUUAGCAAGGGAAAAAGAAAAGAAGAUAGCUUGACCACCUCUCAGAGAAAGCAGAGGGACUCUGAGAUAAUGCAACAAAAGCAGAAGGCAGCUAAUGAGAAGAAGUCUAUGCAGACACGAGAAAAAUGAUGACUAUGGAAAAACCUGGGUGCUACUGCCAACUAGGUGUAUCAUAGGCUCUAAGGUCAAAAUUUUGUGAAGCGAACAAUCAUAUGUUAUAUCCUUACAAAACUAUUUUAGACUUUACCUUUCAGCCUUAGUGUAAUGUUUCAUAACCAUUCUUCAAAUAAUAAAACACUAACUGUGCAUGUGA
Molecule: messenger RNA, 498 nt
Organism: Nyctereutes procyonoides (raccoon dog)
Lineage: Eukaryota; Metazoa; Chordata; Mammalia; Carnivora; Canidae
Product: small EDRK-rich factor 1
Exons: 3
Coding region: 126-314 (62 amino acids)
Source: RefSeq, a predicted model, not a curated record